Triticum turgidum subsp. durum (durum wheat) is the source of this 690-nucleotide messenger RNA. Lineage: Eukaryota; Viridiplantae; Streptophyta; Magnoliopsida; Poales; Poaceae. The record is from the annotation of a GenBank genome assembly.
AUGGCAUGGCCACUGCUCCAGCUCCUGCUCAUCGCCGCCACCACCACUGCAGCGGCGUCGUCCUCAGCGACGACGCCUGACGGGCCGGCGCCAUGGCCGGAGCAGUUCCACGCGGUGCUGUUCACGAACCUGACCAACGUCUCGUUCGCAUCGACGAGCCCACCGCUCUGCCUGCACGACCUCUACUACGACUGGCCGCGGCGGCGCAACCUGAACCUGAUCCGGUACCAGCUGUCCCGCGACCCGCUGUACGACGUGGAGUGGAACAACGGCACCAGCUUCUACUUCGACUCGGCCACCUGCCGCACGCUGCAGUUCCCCGUCGGCAUGCUCCGCCCCGGGUGGAUCGCCGAGGGCGGCGCCGUCUACCUCGGCCGCGAGACCACCGGCGGGAUCGACUGCCACGUCUGGGGCAAGGCUGACUUCAUCGUCUACUACGAGGACGCACUCACGCGCCGCCCCGUCCGCUGGAACUUCAUUGAUGUGACGGGGAUAGAGCAGUUUGUGAUGAGCUUCGAGGUGGGCGUGGUGCUGGAAGACGAUUCGCAGUGGCAGGCACCCGCGCACUGCUUCCUGGACGACGCAGCCAACAAGACCAACGAGCACGACGAUCAUGUCGCUGUUUCGAAUGGCGUCAUGGACGCGCUCAGGCUAUUCAGGAAGUUUGCUGGAGCUGCCGCCGCCUACUGA